Cynoglossus semilaevis (tongue sole) is the source of this 3748-nucleotide messenger RNA. It is a transcript of the gene hnrnpub, whose product is annotated as heterogeneous nuclear ribonucleoprotein Ub. The transcript is spliced from 14 exons. The coding region runs from base 196 to 2700 and encodes 834 amino acids. Gene Ontology annotation, molecular function: protein binding; promoter-specific chromatin binding; RNA binding. Gene Ontology annotation, biological process: alternative mRNA splicing, via spliceosome; positive regulation of transcription by RNA polymerase II. Lineage: Eukaryota; Metazoa; Chordata; Actinopteri; Pleuronectiformes; Cynoglossidae. The record is from RefSeq and is a predicted model, not a curated record. Gene Ontology annotation, cellular component: nucleus; ribonucleoprotein complex.
GUGGGUAAUUACGGCAGCUGACGUCAUCCGCCUCCCCCCACAGCACCAUUCUGCUGCCGGUGAAAAAGAGUUUGGACAAGCGUCAGCCGUUUGUCGCAGAAAUAAGUCUAAUCCAGGGUGGUAGCACGUCCGAUAAUUUAUUUAUCGUCAUUGUUCUUGUUAAUUAUUUAGUGCGUUUGUCGAUUAUUAUUAAAAAUGAGUACAAUUAACGUUAAAAAACUGAAAGUCAACGAGCUGAAGGACGAGCUGAAAAAGCGGAAUCUUUCGGACAAGGGGCUAAAGGCCGAGCUAAUGGACCGCCUGCAGGCCGCUCUGGACGAUGAGGCCUUUGCCGGAGAUUCCCCUCUGGGGCAAGAAGAGCCGACGGACGAGGUUUUGGACCAGGUCGCCGAACAGGAAGGUAUGGGCGAGGAGGAAGAAGGCGAAGGCGACGGCGAAGGCCCGGUAGAAGAAAGCAUGGAGGCCAACGAGGUGGAGGAGGGAGAUGAACAAGAGAACGGGGGCGACGAAGAUGGUGGCGGCGUCGCCGCCGCCGCAGCAACAGCAACAGCAGUAGUUGCAGUUGCAGUUGAGGACGAAGAAAUGGGUGACGGGGAGGAGGAGGACGACGCUGGCGACGAAGACGACGAGAUGGACCCUAUGCUCAAAGGGGAUGUAGACGACAUGGAGAAAAUAGAUACAGAGGAUGGUGAGCCUGGGGAUCAGGCCGUUGAAGGGGAUGCGGACAAAGACACGAAUGCUGAUCAGAAGAAUAAGAAGGGUGUUAAGAGACGCCGGGAGGAACAUGGAAGGGGCUACUUUGAAUUUAUUGAAGAGAACAAAUACAGCUGGGCUUCUUUUAAGUCUCCAGUACCACCUCUGGAGGAGGAAGAUGAGGAGUUUGAUGACACUAAAGUUUGCCUGGAUACACACAACUGUGACCUGCACUUUAAGGUGUCACGAGACCGUUACAGUGCAUCCUCACUGACAAUGGAGAGUUUUGCUUACCUAUGGUCCGGAGGCAAAGCCACCUACGGUGUCAGUGAAGGCAAAGUCUGCUUUGAAAUGAAGGUUACAGAAAAGAUUCCUGUGAAGCACAUUUCCAGCAAGAACAUGGAGAUCCACGACGUGCAGGUCGGCUGGUCCCUUGCCACUGGCACUCUGCUUCUGGGUGAGGAGGAGUUUUCUUAUGCCUACUCCAUGAAAGGCAAGAAGACGGCCAACUGCACGACCGAGGACUUUGGCGAGACCUUUGAGGAGAAUGAUGCCAUCUGCUGCCUCAUUGACUUUGAGGGAUCCGAGGUGGUGAUGUCUUUCUCCAAGAAUGGCGGCGACCCGCAGGUCGCUUUCCAGGUCAACAAGGACAGUUUGAAUGGCCAGGCUCUUUUCCCACACGUCAUCUGCCACAACUGUGCUGUGGAGUUCAACUUUGGUCAGCUGGAGACUCCUUACUAUCCUCAGCCCGAGGGCUACACCUUCCUGGAGCAGGUGCCCGUCAGUGGGCGGGUGCGAGCGCUGAAGGGCCCACAGACCAAGGCGGACUGUGAAAUCAUCGUGAUGGUUGGUCUGCCAGGCUCAGGGAAGACCACGUGGGUCAAGAACCACGUCCAGGAGAACCCUGGGAAAUACUAUAUCCUCAGCAGUGACACCAUUGUGGACAAAAUGAUGAUCAAUAGCCUCAAGCGUCAGUCUAAGGACAUUACAAAGCUCUCUGCCAUUUCCCAGCGAGCACCACUUUUUCUGGGCAAGUUCAUAGAAAUUGCUGCGCGCAAAAAGAGAAACUACAUCCUGGAUCAUACCAAUCUGUCUGCUCCUGGCCAGAAGAGGAAGAUGUGCCUGUUUGCGGGAUUCCAGCGUAAGGCCGUGGUGGUGUGUCCGUCCGACGAAGACUUUAAAGAAAGAGUUCAGAAGAAGGUGGAGAGCGAUGGCAAAGAUGUGCCUGAGCAUGCUGUCCUCAAAAUGAAAGGCUUCUACGCUCUCCCUGAGCAGGGCGAGAGCUUUAAUGAAGUCAUCUACGCCGAGAUGGAGAAGGAGAAGGUCGCCAAGCUGCUGGAGCAGUACAAAGAAGAAAGCAAGACCGCCCUGCCCGCCGAGAAGAAACCCAACCAGGGGAGCACAACACCAAAAAGAGGUGGCGGCCAGCGCGGCGGCGGCGGCCGAGGAGGCAAGAACCAGUUUGGCCGUGGUGGAGGCCCCGGACAGAGAGGCGGAAACCGCGGUGGCUUCCCCAGAGGAGGCGGUGGCGGCUUCAGAGGAGUUCCCAGUCCUCGUGGUGGUUUCCACCGCCCACCCCGCGGCUUCCUGCCUCCUCCAGCCUUCAGAGGAGGAUUCCCCGCCCGCGGUGGAUACGGCCGCGGCGGCCCCCUUCCCAGUCUGGGCGGCUCACCCCGAGGUGGUCCCAUGAGGGGCGGCAUGGGCCCAAGAGGCGCACCCAUGAACAGAGGCGGCCCCAUGCACAGAGGUAACAUGAGCAGGGGAGGCGGAGGCAGCAUGAAUCGCAGUGGAAACAGGCCAGGGCAUCCAGGCCAGUUUCAGCAGCGAAGUGGGAACCGCGGAAACUUCGGCAACAAGAACGGUAACUUCGGAAACAACAGGAACGGCGGCAACUUCGGAGGGAACAGGAAUGGCAUGGACAAAGCUCAAGCCUUCAACCAGAGCUGGCAGCAAGGGUUCUGGAACCAGAAGCCAUGGAGCCAGCAGUAUCAGCCUGGAUAUUACUGAAAGAUAUAUAAUGGACUGGUGGCUGACUGAGAAUCCACCUCGUGCCACGGAACAUCUCUACACCACAACUGGCUGAUUAUGUUUUGGGGGUUUUUUUUUACCGUUUAUUGGUUUGUUUUUUUUCUUUGACAACACUUAUUAAUAUUCAACCCACAUUGUGACUGCAAGAGAUGGGGCACCAACAUUCCACAUCAGAAAGGCGAUGUGCAGUCAGAGUGAAACCGUAUAAAAGUGGGUUGUGCUCAUUAAACAAUUUUUUUUUUAACCUUUUGUUCCCCAUUGUUGUAUAUUUCGUUUUUGUUUUUUUUUCCCCACCACUUUUAAAUUGCGUGUUUUUAAAACUCCUAUUAUAAUAUCAGGAAGCAGAAACAUUUCACCAACUUGGCAAAUGUUGAGCAAGAUUUGUUUUGUUUUUUUUCCUUUCAGGGUUGUGCAUUUUAUCUGUGCCGUGUUUUUGUUUUUCUUUUACAAAUUGUAAAUAUGAUUUUUUUUUUUUUAGUAUGUAUGAGAAGUUUAAGAAAGCGUAUGAAUUAAAAGUGGAACCUUCUCGAAGGCCGAUGAAAUUGUUAGACUUGUACAUGUGCACUGUUGAACAGUUAGGGUAAAGAAACAUGAAUUUCACUAAAUUGUCUUUCUUUAUUUUCUUCCUUUUUUUUUUCCUCCCAUCCCCUUAUCAAAUCUGUAUCCCUAACCUCAUAGAUUUACAAUAAAUGACUCAGUGGCUCUUUUUACAUUCUUUCUGCUUUAUGGCUUUUGUUUGACUUCAAAGGUGCGUAAAAAGACCUUUGAAUGGGCGAUGUUACACUUUGUACUGUAGUGUUCGCUACAUCCAACAGAAACGGGACAUCGUUAGCACCGCGUCUGUCAGUGUCUGUGGUCCUCUGUUGUGUUCUGGCUGGGACAUUUUUUAAGGAUACAAAUAAGCCAACCUAACACUUUUGCAUUAUUCACCAUUUUUUUAAUUAUCUCUCCCCAAUUUAGUUCACUAACUUAUACUAAAUAAUCCUUGUUUGUGGUGGUCAUUGUAAAGACCUUUUAAUCCAAUGGA